This is a messenger RNA of Dermacentor andersoni, 717 nucleotides long. NCBI's taxonomy places the organism in Eukaryota, Metazoa, Arthropoda, Arachnida, Ixodida, Ixodidae. The record is from RefSeq and is a predicted model, not a curated record.
AUGCAUGGUAGUCCUGAGUGUUCUGCAAGGGAGCCACUGCAGCGGAGCUUUCCACGGCGUCCUGAAUGUGAUGACAACGCUCAGAGUGACUUGCCAGGCUUGUGGCCGUGUGUUAAUCGAACGGCGACACCAAGCUCAGGCCAUUACGACUGUAGGAGCCAGCCAUUUGAGCAUGAACAUUUAGCUGCCUCUCAGCCAAGAAAUGACUUCUCACGAUCAGGAUCAUAUGGGCUGAGCAGGGCUUCAUUUCCCACUGCUGAUGUACUGUCUACACCUACCUCAAGGCCCACAAGCAGGUCGGUUUCAACCAUAAAUGGGCCAUCUGAUUUUGAACACCAGGUCUUCAAGAUCUUGCAAACAAUUUUAAUGAGGGUUGAGCACCAAGGGCGCCAACUUGAUGCCAUUGCACAACAGCUAUGCAGUGGCCCUUUGACAGUUGGGCCCGCAAAGGAUGUGGUCCCAAAACCAUUCGAGGACAUCGAGGCAUUCGAAGAAUUUGAUGCCGAGAUAUCAACAAAUGAAGGAACAAGGACACGCCUGAUGCAGCAAUUUCAUGGUCUUGGAGGCAGCAGCAUAGGACCCGCAACACGGCGCAUUUUAGGAAUUUUGCUAAGCCAAAAAGUGGCAGUGCAGUACAGUUGGCUUGGCAAAAAAGGAAAAAGUUUUUCUGCACUGCAAGUGGCUGACACAAUCACAAGUAAGGCAUUGGCUGCCUGA